UUGGUUGUCUCUCCUAGCCCGGCCCUCCUUGUUGUCCGCUCUAAGAUUUUAGCCACGCAUAUGAGUGUGAACUGAUACUUUAUCAUAACUUAAUUAUAAUUUAGAAAGGAUUCGUUGACAUAUGCGAUUGAAUGACAUAGGAUUACUUUGUCAAGGAGUUAUUUUAUGUGGCUCUUUUUUGCAGACCAUGAACCCCUCGGGCACGCUCCUCCAGAAACUGUUAUCUAAGACAAUCUAGUUUUCCUGCAUAUUUCCCUAAAGACACUUAUGAAGUUUCUUGUUGUGAAAUUGCUGUACUGCAAUGAAGAAAAGGAGAAAGGUUACUUCAAAUCUUGACGAGAAGAUCCAUCUAGGCUAUCAUAAAGAUUCUUUAGAAGGAAAUGGUGCAGUUGAGUGUGACGAAGUAACCUAUACUACAGGAAGACCAACUCCUGAAGCUCUUCACUGUUACCAGGACCUUCCACCCUCUCCAGAUCAGAGGAAGCUUUUGAGCUCUUUGCAGUAUAAUAAGAAUUUACUGAAGUAUUUAAACGAUGACAGGCAGAAACAACCGUCUUUCUGUGAUUUACUUAUCAUCGUAGAAGGAAGAGAGUUCAGUGCACAUAAAGUAGUCGUUGCUGUUGGCAGUAGUUAUUUUCACGCGUGUUUGAGCAGAAAUCCCAGCACAGAUGUUGUCACGUUGGAUCACGUAACACAUUCAGUUUUUCGGCAUUUGCUUGAAUUUCUAUACACAUCAGAGUUUUUUGUGUACAAAUAUGAAAUACCUCUUGUUUUAGAAGCUGCAAAAUUCCUGGACAUUAUAGAUGCAGUUAAACUACUAAAUAACGAAAACGUUGCCAGUUUUCAGUCUGAGUUAACUGAAAAGUCAUCACCAGAAGAAACGCUAAGUGAAUUAACUGGAAGACUAUCAAAUAAUCAUCAGUGCAAGUUCUGUAGUAGGCAUUUUUGUUAUAAAAAGUCCCUAGAGAACCAUUUGGCUAAGACCCAUAAAAAAACCCGUUUAUUGGGGAAAAACCAUGGGUUAAAAAUGCUGGAGAGAAGUUUUUCAGCAAGAAGAUCAAAAAGGAAUCGAAAGUGCCCUGUUAAGUUUGAUGACACCAGUAAUGAUGAACAAGAAAGUGGUGAUGGGUCAGACACUUUGAAUCAAGAGAAUUUUGAUAAAGAAAAGUCAGAUAGAAAUGAUUCUGAGGAUCCUGGAAGUGAAUAUAAUGCCGAGGAAGAUGGGCUGGAAGAGGAAAUGUCAGAUGAAUACUCUGAAGAGCAAAGCGAAAAAGAUCAGAAUGAUGCAGAAGAGAAACCGGAGGCUGGUGAUUGUGUGGGAAAUAUUCAUGAGGGGUUAACUCCAGUAGUCAUUCGGAACAGUAACAAAAAAAUAUUGCAGUGUCCUAAGUGUGAUAAAACAUUUGACCGCAUAGGGAAAUACGAGAGCCACACCCGUGUUCACACAGGUGAGAAGCCCUUUGAGUGUGAUAUUUGUCACCAGCGCUAUUCGACAAAGUCUAACCUAACUGUUCACAGAAAGAAGCACAAUAAUGAAACAGAAUUUCAUAAGAAGGAGCACAAAUGCCCUUACUGUAAUAAACUUCAUGCAAGCAAGAAGACUUUAGCCAAGCAUGUUAAGAGAUUUCAUCUUGAAAAUGCACAAGAAUUUAUUUCUAUUAAGAAGACUAAGAGUGAAAGUUGGAAAUGUGAUAUUUGCAAGAAAUCUUUUACUCGAAGACCACACUUGGAGGAACAUAUGAUUCUGCAUUCUCAAGAUAAACCCUUUAAGUGCACCUACUGUGAAGAACAUUUCAAGUCACGGUUUGCACGAUUAAAGCAUCAGGAAAAGUUCCAUCUGGGUCCUUUUCCAUGUGAUAUAUGUGGUCGUCAGUUUAAUGACACUGGAAAUUUGAAACGCCAUAUAGAAUGUACCCAUGGUGGAAAGAGAAAAUGGACUUGCUUUAUCUGUGGAAAAUCAGUACGAGAAAGAACUACUUUGAAAGAACAUUUGAGAAUUCAUAGUGGAGAAAAGCCUCAUCUUUGUAGUAUUUGUGGACAAAGUUUUCGUCAUGGGAGCUCAUAUAGACUUCACCUACGAGUACAUCAUGAUGAUAAAAGAUAUGAGUGUGAUGAAUGUGGAAAAACAUUUAUUCGUCAUGACCACCUUACAAAGCACAAAAAAAUACAUUCAGGUGAAAAGGCUCAUCAGUGUGAAGAAUGUGGAAAAUGUUUUGGUCGUAGGGAUCAUCUCACUGUUCAUUAUAAAAGUGUACACCUUGGAGAGAAAGUGUGGCAAAAAUAUAAAGCAACAUUUCAUCAAUGUGAUGUUUGUAAGAAAAUUUUUAAAGGCAAAUCAAGUCUGGAAAUGCAUUUUCGGACACAUUCAGGUGAAAAACCAUACAAGUGUCAAAUUUGCAAUCAGUCUUUUAGAAUUAAGAAAACUUUAACAAAACACCUAGUUAUUCAUUCUGAUGCUCGACCUUUCAACUGUCAGCACUGUGAUGCAACAUUUAAACGGAAAGACAAGCUGAAAUACCACAUUGACCAUGUUCACGGCAUAAAAUCUCCUGACGACCCUCUGGGUACCUCUGAGGAAAAACUUGUAUCGUUGCCAGUAGAGUACUCAUCUGAUGAUAAAAUUUUUCAAGCAGAAACGAAACAAUAUGUGGGCCAGACCAAAGUUUAUCAAUCAGAAGCCAAGACUAUGUUACAGAAUGUGUCUGCUGAAGUAUGUGUUCCAGUAACAUUGGUUCCAGUUCAGAUGCCUGACACUCAGAGUGAUCUCGUGCAUCAUACUACUACACUUCCACCAUCUUCUCACGAGAUCCUUCCUCCACAGCCACAAUCAACAGAUUAUCCACGAGCAGCUGAUUUAGCUUUCUUGGAAAAAUAUACGCUUACUCCUCAACCUGCAAAUAUAGUUCAUCCAGUCCGACCCGAACAAAUGCUAGAUCCUAGAGAACAGUCUUACCUUGGAACAUUACUGGGGCUUGAUAACACUACUGCUGUACAAAACAUUUCUAGUAAUGAGCAUCAUUCAUGAGUAAAUCUAAACAUUCCACAGACUUUUUGAAUGGUUGUAUGCUAAUGGUAGCCAAGAGCUGAUGGCUUUUAAAUUACUAGGGCUGCUACUUUUUUCUUUUCUCUACCUUCUCAAGUCCUCAGAACAGUUUCAAAUCAAAAUAUAUAUAUAUAUGUUUAUUGAACAUAAGAAUAUUUGGACAUAUUUUAAGGCCUGAUAUUCAAAGUGAACAGUUUUAGGAUUUUUAAAGAUUAGUGCGAAUUUUUAACGGUAUCUCAAACUUUUCAGAAUUAUUAGCUGCUGACAUUAUAAGGGUCUUUUUUUUUUUUAUUAGUGAAAAUUUUUGUUCUAUAAUCUCGUCCCUCUGUUCUCCCUUUCCUGUCAUCCGAAAAAGUUUAAGCAGCAUGAAGCCUUUAAGAAAGAAACAAAGAGUAUAUGUUGCUAAUUGCAACUGUUCUGAAGUUUCAUUAGUAUUUCAUCCAGAUUUUUUUUUUUUUUUGGAAAUUGCAGUUAGGCAUUUGAAUUUAUAAGGAAGUGUUGGCUAUUUCUCUGUUGCUUCCCAUCUGUCCAUAAUUCCAGAUUAUCAUUAUUCCUUAAACUUUUGACAAAACCAAGGCCAGAAAGCUCACUAAUGUAAGAUUAGUCUCUUUAAAUGACAUGUAGUAUUGAAAAAAUUAUCUAGAUAGUUGGUUUUUGCCUCUAUUAUUACAAGAAAUGUAAAGCACUAAAUUAUACAAGUUGAAAAUGUGUUAGAAGAGAAAUACAAAAGUUUUAACUCUAUCGCUUUCAAGGUAAGUUCACCUCUUGUAUUUUGCCUUAUAUUUCAGAAACAUUAAUAGUAUGUCCAGCAUGUAUCUUUAUUCACUAAAAGAGGAGCACUUAUAAACUCAUUAGUGAAAUUUAGUUGAACAAACCACCCUUGGUUUCAUUUACCUUUGCUGACUGAAACUUUGGGAAACAGAACCUGAGUAUUUCAUGUGUAAUUAUUUUGUUAGAAAAGAUGCCAAAAUUUGUGUCUUAACUAAACUGAAUAUUGUUUACUUUAUUUAAAUGGAACCACUACUUGUAUUCAGAUUUACAUGUAAUACAGGUUUUUAUUUUUGCUUUUCACAUAAGCAUAAUGUCUGUAAUUACCCUUGAUUUUUUAUUUUCUGUGAGACAGAAGUUGAGGACUUGGUGAAAGGAAAUAGCAGUUACAGGAAAACCUCACUGAUUAAAAUUAAUUGAGGGAAAAGCCAACCAAAAUUAAAAAAUGUGCACUUUCAAUAUUUUCAAGUCAGUUUAAACUCAAACUAGAAGGAUGAUGUUUCCUAGUAGUUGCUUGAAGGAUUAGAAUAGGUCAGGAUGAUUAAUUACUAGCAUGUCGUCUGUAUGUAAACUACUGGAAAAUAACAAUUUUGAAAGUUUUCCCUUUCAGUCUUGUUUACACUCCUAAUUGCUUUAAGCACUUUCUUCAUGUAAACUGUAAAGUUAGGCUCAGCCCUUGUGAAAAAAAUCACAAGUAAAAUAAUGAACUUUUAAUUAAUAAAAUAAAACCACUUAAUGGGAAAAUUGUUUGCUGAAGCACUUAACAAAUGGAGGUACUUUACAGGGACAUUCACCAUACUAGUGAAGAGAAAACAAGAAAAAAAUGUUGUGAAUUGAGGCAUUUAACCAAAGUAGCUCAUAUGAAUAAUAAAACCAACCUGAGUUUUGCCUCACUUACUAUAGGGGUUUGGUUGUAAUUAUCUUACAACCAGUGGACAUAGUUAAUGUGUUGAUUCUUCUUUUUAGGCAUUUUUAUUUACUUUUGUGUGGAAAUGUUAUAUCCGGGGUACUAGCAUAAUUGAGCUUGACUAUAUGAGGUACUAUUAGUCUGUUAGUCUGUCAAAUUGACUUUAAAGCCUACAUUUCUUUGUGAUUUUUAUCAUAAAGACAAGAUUUUAACUAAAAACCUUAACAUGGUGAAAAGAAAUCAUACCUAAAAAUGUACCCUGCCUUAUAUAUAAGCCAGUGUAGAAAAGUGUAGACUUCUAAAAAGGUAAAUGGCAUAUAUAUGUGUGUGUGGUAUAUGAUAAGUUUGGUGGCAGAAAAAAAGAGGGUGUUGCCUUUUCACAUUGAAAAAAAAAAAAAAGUUCAUUUUGCAGGUAUUUGCUUGAGGGUUCUUUUAAUAAUAAUGUCCUAAUGCUUUAAAUAUAUGAUUUAAUUUGUAGGAACCGGUUUACAUAGAGCUUUUCUGGAAUACAUCUCUUAUUGUAAAGUGAAAUAUAAUUGUAUUUAGUUAUUGUAAAUAACUUAAAGUUUUAUAGUGAUUUACUGUUUUAUAAAGUGCUUUCAUGUGUGUUAUCUCGUUUGAACCUUAUAACCAGCUCUAAAAUAGAAAGGUCAUGCUGGAUUCCCAUUUUAGAAAUGAAGAAUCUGAGAUUGAGAGAAGGGACUUAGUUAAACUUACGUGGUUAAGAAGUGGCAGAGCCACUAGUAGGAAAAGAAAACUAACAUUAAUGAGUGCUUACUGUGUGCCAGGCACCGUAUUCUCUCGUUUAAUCUUGAAGAGGUAGUAUAAUUCUUAUGAACAAUCUCAGAGGGCAAAAAAAAAAAAAAAAACCUGCCUCUUAUUCUCAAAAAUAUAAGAAAUUUUAAAAUUGUGAAAACCUUGUGGAUUUGGGCAAACUGAAUGUAUAUGAGUUUUUGAAGUUGGCACAAAAAAUACAUGAGGCCUACUCUUUUCAGUUGACCUUUUGUAAUGUUUGAUUUGGAGUAUUUUGGAUAAAUGUUCCAGUAACUCUGAAAUCCAUUAUUUCUGUAACUAUAUUUAAAAUUUUGAAUCUUGCAGCUACAUUAGCCUCACUCAGAAUUUUUUAUUUUAUGAUCAUAAUUUAUUGUUUUAAUUAUUUUUAGCUGAUAGCAGUUAGCACUUAACCUGUAAAUUGGAUAAUUUAUCAAGUGCAGAAAUUUGUUAACCUAAUCGGUUUUUACUUAUGUGCACCAAAGAAUUUUAGUAGGUGUUAAAUAGUUUAAAAUAAUUUAAAUUCUUUGUUGUGUCAAUAAAUACUUGUCCAAAGAAGCACAGUGGAUAACCUAGGAUUAUGGAUUUUUUUUUUUAAUAUUGUUAGUUUGAAAACAGACUUAAGUAUUACAUGUCUGUGUUUAUGUGUAUACAAAUAAGAGCAGACAAAAAUACUCUAGGAAUACUCACACUGACAAGCCAAUUACAAGUAAGAAUACUCAAGUUUUCGUUAACUGAUUGUUAAAUCAUUUAAAUGGACACUAUUAAAUGUUAAACAAUAAGCUUCUGUUUUACACUACACUAUUAAAUGAUUUUUGCCUUAGAAUUUUUUUUUAAGUCAAGUUGAGGUUAUUUUUGUAACAAACCCCACCUGUUUUGCAGCCUAAGAUACCAUUUAAAGUUAGGAUUUGUUGCUCAUGCCAGCAAGAUUUAACCAACAACUAUAAAAAUAGUGGUCUUUGUAUUCUUUUAAGUAACUUAGGCAUUUAUUGCUGGGCAGAGGACUAGCAAAAAUAGGAUUUUAAACUGGUGCUUUAUUAAGUGACUUCCUUUUUAAGUGAUGGUAGGUCAUGAAAUAGGUACACUAAUAAUUUUCUAUCAACCUUAAAAAGUGUCAAAACAUAUUUGUUGGGUGACUGUAAACUGUUAGUUAAGGGCUAAUAAUUUAAAUAUCAUUGAUUGCUUUUCACUCUAUAAUUACAGUCAAAUUAAAAACACAAAGUGAUAUGUUUAUGAGUUUGAAUGUUCUUCCCACCACAUCACUCUAAUAAAUCAUUGGCAAAAAGUCAGAUUUGGGGCAUUAGCUCUCUGACAGUGUCCUUUUAUAUCCGGUCUUUUUCUGGAUUGAAUGUUUUGUGCCUUUUCAAUGUGUUAUAGUUGCUUAGAGUUGAUUCUGCUGCCUAGGUUGAACUCGUUAAUAAAUGAUUGUUUUUGUUGCUGUUG
Messenger RNA from Loxodonta africana (African savanna elephant), 6932 nucleotides. It is a transcript of the gene ZBTB41, whose product is annotated as zinc finger and BTB domain containing 41. The record is from RefSeq and is a predicted model, not a curated record. The transcript is spliced from 10 exons. NCBI's taxonomy places the organism in Eukaryota, Metazoa, Chordata, Mammalia, Proboscidea, Elephantidae. Gene Ontology annotation, biological process: regulation of transcription by RNA polymerase II. Gene Ontology annotation, molecular function: protein binding; DNA-binding transcription repressor activity, RNA polymerase II-specific; chromatin insulator sequence binding. Gene Ontology annotation, cellular component: chromosome; nucleoplasm. Bases 302 to 3025 code for a protein of 907 amino acids.